AUGGCUACCGUCGGCGAGAAGGCCGAGCGCCAUGGCAGUCUCGACGCUACAGAGGCCAAAGCCGACCACAUUCCCGUUGUGUCGACAAUGGACGGCUUUGAGUCUAGGGCGACGGCCGCCCGCGCUGCCAACGACGAGGAGCACGAGACGACGAUCCGAGCAGGCCUCGAGAUACAUCGUAAAGCCGUCACGUGGUCCCUCGUCAUCUCAAUGUCCAUCAUCAUGGAGGGCUACGACACCAAUCUCAUUGGCAACUUCUUCGCCUACCCGGCCUUCAAAGAGCAGUUUGGUGUCGAGAUCGAGCCUGGUGUCUUCCAGCUCCAAGGUCAGUGGCAGAGUGCCCUCAACUCGGUAGCCACGGCUGGCUGCAUCAUUGGCGCCUUUCUCAACGGCUUCCUCAUCGACAGGUUUGGCUUUCGAUCAACAUUCCUGGUAUCCAUGGCCUUUAUGAUUGCCUUUAUCUUUCUCUCGUUUCUCGGCAAGACAGUACUCAUCCAGACGGUGGGCCAGGCCUUGUGUGGAAUCCCCUGGGGUGUCUUUGCGACCAUUGGGCCAGCCUAUGCAUCUGAGGUGCUACCCCUGGCCCUGCGCCCAUACCUUACUGCCUACACCAAUAUCUGCUUCUGCAUCGGCCAGCUCUUCAGUUCCGCCGUGCUCAAGGGCCUCGUGGGACACGCUGACCAGUGGAGCUACCGCAUCCCUUUUGCCAUACAGUGGCUCUGGCCCGCACCACUCAUGCUGGCAGCAUGGUUCAUGCCUGAAUCCCCUUGGUGGCUCACCCGCAACGCCAAGUAUGAAGAGGCUGAGAGAACAGUGCUUCGCAUCUCCAACGUCUCCCAGGAACAGGCCAAGAAUAAGAUUGCCAUGAUGGUCCGCACCAACCAAAUCGAGCAGGAUAUGGUGGAAGGCAGCUCCUAUCUGGACUGCUUCCGUGGCCCCAAUGCCAGACGCACCGAGAUCGCCUGCAUGGUCUUUGCCGGCCAGGUCCUCUCCGGCUCCUCGUUUGCCUACAGCGCCACCUACUUCUUCGAGCAGGCUGGCAUGACCUCCGAGAUGGCCUCCAACCUCGGCUUGGUGGGCACAGGCAUCGCGUUCUGCGGGACCGUCUUCUCUUGGUUUCUGAUGAACAAGUUUGGCCGUCGCAAGCUGUACAUUGCCGGCAUGAUGGCCAUGAUCACUGCCCUCUGCGUCAUUGGCGUCCUCCAAGUGCCCAACCACGAUAAGAUACCCAGCUUGCGCUGGGUACAGUCGGCGCUCUGCAUCUGCUGGCUGCUGAGCUUCUCCCUGACCGUCGGUCCUGUGGGCUGGACGAUCCCUGCCGAGGUGUCAUCGACGCGUCUGCGAUCGCAGAACAUAUGCCUGGCACGCAAUGCCUACUAUAUCGCGCAGCUCAUUGCGAAUGUCAUCCAGCCGUACUUUAUGAACCCGACAGAGCUCAACUGGAAGAGAUUCACAGGCUUCUUCUGGAUGGGGACCGCGUCUCUAACCCUCCUCUGGGCUUUCUUCCGUCUCGCUGAGACCAAGGGGCGCACAUUUGAGGAGCUCGAUGUCAUGUUUGGUGAUCGCGUGCCCACGCGCAAGUUCGGCUCCUACGUCGUCGACGCCUAUCAUGAUGUGACGAUCCAGGAACAAAAGGCCGUUGACGUCCAGGCAAUGCACGACACAGACAAGGUCUGA
Messenger RNA from Emericellopsis atlantica, 1677 nucleotides. RefSeq names its product MFS transporter. The record is from RefSeq and is a predicted model, not a curated record. Gene Ontology annotation, cellular component: membrane. Lineage: Eukaryota; Fungi; Ascomycota; Sordariomycetes; Hypocreales; Bionectriaceae. Gene Ontology annotation, biological process: carbohydrate transport; transmembrane transport. The transcript is spliced from 2 exons. Gene Ontology annotation, molecular function: carbohydrate:proton symporter activity. The coding region runs from base 1 to 1677 and encodes 558 amino acids.